AUGCUAAGCAAAAUAUUAGUCUUUAUUAAUAGUUGCUCGUCAGUAGCUAUUUAUGAUGUCGAUUAAGAGAGUUUCUUAUAUUCACCAAGAAAACUGGAAAAUGGAAUUUAAAACUAAUAGCUAUUAAAGGAGGUAUAAACUAACCCAGUUACUACUAGAACUGAAAGAAGAAAGACUCUUUGA
Messenger RNA from Paramecium tetraurelia, 183 nucleotides. RefSeq lists its product as uncharacterized. The transcript has a single exon. The record is from RefSeq and is a predicted model, not a curated record. Lineage: Eukaryota; Ciliophora; Oligohymenophorea; Peniculida; Parameciidae.